Molecule: messenger RNA, 1365 nt
Organism: Sordaria macrospora k-hell
Lineage: Eukaryota; Fungi; Ascomycota; Sordariomycetes; Sordariales; Sordariaceae
Source: RefSeq, a predicted model, not a curated record
AUGUCUCCCGCCGUGGGAGGCAUGUGGGCCGCCGCCGCCCUGCGUGUUCUCGGCAAGAACCUGGCGCGCACGUCCAAGAUGCUUCGCUCGAAGCUCGCCGCCGCCGCGACACGUUCAUCAAAUUCAGCACAACAACUCCAGCCCAUUGCCGUACGCAGUGGUGCCCGUCAACCUAUUCACCCCGCCGCAUGGCUUCGCCAGCAGAAGAGCGGCCGAGGCGGCGCAAAGUGGCACUCGACCUACGCCAACAUCAAUGCCACUGUCCGUCGCUACAUCAGCAACACCGCCGGGAAACAGUCCCCUUCAUCCGGUCAACAAUCCCGCUUUGACCGGUCCAAGUUCCCCGUCUCGGCCACCUCCCAGGCCGUAGCUGCGUUCCCUGGCCGGGCUCCUUUCGCUUCCACCCUCCGACCGAACCUUACCGGAGGCGCCCUCCCCCGUACCGCAGGCGGCUACUCCUUCUCCCGGAGCCGGCCGUGCAGGCGCCACACACCCGCCGCCCCGGCUCAAGUUGUCCAGAACGUCAGCCAAGCCGUCCGCGCCUUUUGGUUCUCUGGCCAACGGGCUCACUUUGACGGUUACUCGGCCGAUGGCCGGAAGCUGUACCGGGCCGUCAGCGUGGACGAAGAGAAGGCACGCAACAAGCUCGCGGUUGCGCCGCACGCUCCGGGUUCGUCCAUUGACUUCCACAUCAGCCCCUCCGUCACGGCUCUUAGCCCCUUGGGCGCCAUGAUCCCCUCUUCCCAGAGCGUCGAGGCCGAGAUCCAGACCGCUGGCGCCACCCUUCUCGCCGACAACUUCCUCGAUGUCCUUUCCGUGGACUUUGCCCGCACCCUGAAGGAUCUCGCGGCCGUCAUGGCGGAUCUGAAGGCUCUCGCGCGGUUAGGCGACUUGCCCAUCUCUCUGGAGCGGGCCGACUUGCUAAGGGUUCGGUUCCCGGGCGUGGAUGCCGAAACGGUUGAGCGGCUGUGCAAUGACGUCGGCGUCCAGCGCGGCAUCAUCAAGGAGGAUCCCGACUUCGAUAUGGACGCCGGUGUCCAGGUCGCACUACGGUUCCCAUAUGCCCCUGCUGACGACGGCUGCUCCAAGACGCUCACGUCGCCAGACGAGACCGUUCGUACCAGGGUCUCGUCAGAGAGCUCCAACGAACUCGACGACGCGUUUGUGGAGGAGGUCGAGGAGAACCCGUGGCUGUUGGCAUCGGAACAUUCCGUUGUCUCGGAAGAGUUAGAAGGUUACGAGAGCAUGUCGCCGUCUCUGAAGAGCGCUUCUAGUGAGCACUACUCGGAGGACCGAUAUGAAGGGUUAGAGGGUAUUUACAAGUUCCUGGAGGAAUGCGAUCGUGCAAGGGCGAUGAGGUUCUAA